CAUCAGUUCUUCAUGGUCGAUUCAUUUCAGGAGUUCAUAUUGUUUCUAGAAACGUUAUUGUAGUAUGUAUAUUCGCGCGCAUGCAUUGGGCUAUAGAGAUGUUUACGAUGUAGCCUAACAUACGCUGGUUUCAAGAUAUACAGAACGAAACGUGGAAGGAGCCACGCGCUCGGAGGGAGUUGCUUGCUUUAGCAGAACCAACAGUGGAGUCGACCAUGGAGAUGGAAGAGGACAUGACAGUGAACACGACAGUGAACAUAUCGACAGUCGAUAAAAUAACCUUUCUGGACUCUGAGUUCCGUUACACCCUCUUCCCAGUGUUUUAUGGUGUUGUGUUCGUCCUUGGUCUGAUAGCCAACAGUUACGUGCUGUUCGUGCUGCAGCGCCUGCGCAACGCCAAGGCCAUGAAUGAGAUCCGCAUCUACAUGGCCAACCUGACUGUUGCCGACCUCCUCUUCGUGUGCGCCCUCCCCUUCUGGAUUGGCUACUACCACCACCGCGGUGACUGGCGCUACGGCGACUUCCUGUGCCGCGUCACCGGCGCGUUCUUCUUCAUCAACACCUACUGCUCCAUCCUCUUCCUCGCCGCCAUCAGCGUCAACCGUUACUGGGCCAUCACACGCCCGCUGGAUGCCGCCUCGUCUGACCAUUGGCGCCGCGGGGUGGCCAUCACGGCGGUCAUCUGGGCGCUCACUCUGUCCAUGUCCGUGCCAUACCUCUUGGAGACGGGCAUCCAGGUGGAUGACGGCAACGUGUCGCGCUGCUUUGAGGGCUACCACGACAAGACUGACGACGAGAAGCGGACUGUGGCCACCACCCACCUCAUCAUCGUGGGGUGCUUCAUCUUGGUCUUCUUCCUCGUAGUAAUCUGUAACCUGCUCAUCGCCCGUGCCCUGCUCACCCAGUCCCCUACCCAGACUCGGGGCUCCAGUUCAUCCCAGCUCCGGGGGGUGAAGGGCCAGGCCCUGCAGAUGCUGUGUGCCGUGGUGGGGGUGUUUGUGGUGUGCUUCCUCCCCCACCAUGUGGUCCAGGGCCCCUGGACUCUGGCUGUACUGGAUAUCAAGGAGGGCUGGGGCAGAAUGGACUGGGGCCAGCGGACCAGGCAGUGGCUUAACGAUGCCCACCAAGUCACCUUGAUGCUGAUGGGGCUCAACUGCCUCCUGGACCCUGUAGUGUACUGCUUCGCCACCAGGAAGUUCCGCCUGUACAUCAAGGACAAUCUGAAAAAGGUGGGGAGGGGCAAAGGAUGCUCGGAAACAGCCAUCACACACAUUUCUAUGGUGGAGUGCAAGAAUGUGAGCCAGCGGCUCCAUAGCGAACAGCAGCAGCUGAAGGUUUAAAUCUCUAGAUGACAUGGUAUUGUAGAUAUUGUGUCUAAUGCUAAUGCUGUUGUUAGUAACCACAUCCUCAGAAUGCUUCAUUCCAUCACACCCACACCUAACAAUGAACACAUAGUGCAGAACAUGCACUCUGCUAUGUAGCCUCAUGUUCAUUCAGACACAUCACAUGAACAGAUGCACCACCACACAGCCCCACCCAGAGUGUGGUUCCCCUCUAGAUUUCCUUCCUGUAGGGAUUUGUCCUGGCCACUGUGCCAGCUAUAAUCAGUGCUUUAAAUAAUCUUUGGACCAUUGAUUCUUUGUUUUCACAUUUCAGAUGUACUGUACAUUGUAUCUCACAAUGUAUCUCACACUUUGUUAUUGUGACUUCAAUUUAAUCAUGUUUCUUCCUGUUCUUCUAGUGUAAUCAGAGAAGAAAAGCAGAGGUUUUAUAGGGAACAGGAGCUUCUAUAAAGGAUUGCAAAAUAGCUCUACAAACUCAGUCCCAAGCCACUAGACUAGAUCCUUAGAUAAAAUGGAUAUCAAAUUACAUUUUAAAUAUCACAUGCACUGAAUGCAACAGGUGUAGGUAUACCUUAGAGUGAAUUGCUUACUUACAAGCCCUUAACCAACAAUAGUCCUACCACUGUUGGAGCCUUCUAAAUUGGGUGCUGAACAAUAGUCCUACCACUGUUGGAGCCUUCUAAAUUGUGUGCUGAACAAUAGUCCUACCACUGUUGGAGCCUUCUAAAUUGGGUGCUGAACAAUAGUCCUACCACUGUUGGAGCCUUCUAAAUUGGGUGCUGAACAAUAGUCCUACCACUGUUGGAGCCUUCUAAAUUGUGUGCUGAACAAUAGUCCUACCACUGUUGGAGCCUUCUAAAUUGUGUGCUGAACAAUAGUCCUACCACUGUUGGAGCCUUCUAAAUUGUGUGCUGAACAAUAGUCCUACCACUGUUGGAGCCUUCUAAAUUGUGUGCUGAACAAUAGUCCUACCACUGUUGGAGCCUUCUAAAUUGUGUGCUGAACAAUAUCAAAUCAAAUCAAAUCAAAUGUAUUUAUAUAGCCCUUCGUACAUCAGCUGAUAUCUCAAAGUGCUGUACAGAAACCCAGCCUAAAACCCCAAACAGCAAACAAUGCAGGUGUAAAAGCACGGUGGCUAGGAAAAACUCCCUAGAAAGGCCAAAACCUAGGAAGAAACCUAGAGAGGAACCGGGCUAUGUGGGGUGGCCAGUCCUCUUCUGGCUGUGCCGGGUAGAGAUUAUAACAGAACAUGACCAAGAUGUUCAAAUGUUCAUAAAUGACCAGCAUGGUCGAAUAAUAAUAAGGCAGAACAGUUGAAACUGGAGCAGCAGCACAGUCAGGUGGACUGGGGACAGCAAGGAGCCAUCAUGUCAGGUAGUCCUGGGGCACGGUCCUAGGGCUCAGGUCCUCCGAGAGAGAGAAAGAAAGAGAGAAUUAGAGAGAGCAUAUGUGGGGUGGCCAGUCCUCUUCUGGCUGUGCCGGGUGGAGAUUAUAACAGAACGUGGCCAAGAUGUUCAAAUGUUCAUAAAUGACCAGCAUGGUUGAAUAAUAGUAAGGCAGAACAGUUGAAACUGGAGCAGCAGCAUGGCCAGGUGGACUGGGGACAGCAAGGAGUCAUCAUGUCAGGUAGUCCUGGGACAUGGUCCUAGGGCCCAGGCCAGUUGAAACUGGAGCAGCAGCAUGGCCAGGUGGACUGGGGACAGCAAGGAGUCAUCAUGUCAGGUAGUCCUGGGGCAUGGUCCUAGGGCUCAGGUCCUCCGAGAGAGAGAAAGAAAGAGAGAAGGAGAGAAUUAGAGAAUGCACACUUAGAUUCACACAGGACACCGAAUAGGACAGGAGAAGUACUCCAGAUAUAACAAACUGACCCUAGCCCCCGACACAUAAACUACUGCAGCAUAAAUACUGGAGGCUGAGACAGGAGGGGUCAGGAGACACUGUGGCCCCAUCCGAGGACACCCCGGACAGGGCCAAACAGGAAGGAUAUAACCCCACCCACUUUGCCAAAGCACAGCCCCCACACCACUAGAGGGAUAUCUUCAACCACCAACUUACCAUCCUGAGACAAGGCCGAGUAUAGCCCACAAAGAUCUCCGCCACGGUACAACCCAAG
Oncorhynchus keta (chum salmon) is the source of this 3453-nucleotide messenger RNA. Its product is annotated as platelet-activating factor receptor-like. Gene Ontology annotation, cellular component: membrane. The record is from RefSeq and is a predicted model, not a curated record. Bases 216 to 1340 code for a protein of 374 amino acids. Lineage: Eukaryota; Metazoa; Chordata; Actinopteri; Salmoniformes; Salmonidae. The transcript is spliced from 2 exons. Gene Ontology annotation, molecular function: G protein-coupled purinergic nucleotide receptor activity; platelet activating factor receptor activity. Gene Ontology annotation, biological process: G protein-coupled receptor signaling pathway; chemotaxis.